GGAGAGAGGGAGGGGGAGGAAAAACAUAAGCAGCUUCUGGUUUUGCUUUCAAACACAUUCCCGCUGAAUAACCGCUCUCCGUCUCCACUUCUUCUCACACACACACACACACGCACACACACAGGUACUCACACACAAAACCAGCGUAACACACUUACGUACACUCAGUCGAUCUCUCGUCUGCUCAGUCACUCACUCGCUCACUCACUCACACACGUCCACACUCUGUCCGUCGCGCUCAGGGAGGACCGACGUGCCCAGAGCUGUGCCUUGGAAACCCAGGACAUUUCUCUCUCUCCGCCGAAACACCUGCACCUACAAGCAGUGAGAUCUGAGAUUUUACCCAGGGAACGCCUUAGCACGUGAGCGGACGCACACACAAGCAGACACACACUGUGGUCUGGUGCUGUGAUACGGUGAAGGAGGGACCUCUCGGUUUGGCCGUCGUCACUUUUCUCCACCUGCCGUCAGGAUCUCCGUCCGCGUUCACCUCCGCUCCCGGGGGCGCCGGCACCACCAUGUCUGACGAGGAAUGCCGCUCACCCAUCGGACUGGACUGCUGCAGCUGCUGCCUGGACCUGGCUAACGGCUGCGAGCCGGACGCCGGACGCCAGAGACACGCCAGCCUGGGCAGCCCCACGGUCAGUCACUUCAGACAGCUCCGCGACCAGCUGCUCUUUCACAACCUCAACACAGACAAACUCAACAGCAUCAUGAGACAGGACUCCCUGGAGUCUGUGGUCAGAGACCCCUGUUACCUGCUCAAUGAAGGGAUCUGCAACAGCAACAUUGACCAGACCAUGCUAUCCAUCUUACUCUUCUUCCACAGUGCCUCUGGUGCUAGCGUUGUGGCCAUCGACAACAAGAUCGAGCAAGCAAUGGAUCUUGUGAAAAACCACUUAAUGUACGCAGUUAGGGAAGAGGUAGAGAUCCUGAAGGAACAGAUCAAGGAGUUGGCCGAGAAAAAUAACCAACUGGAACGCGAGAACAGCCUGCUGAAGAAUCUGGCCAGCCCUGAGCAGCUGGAGAAGUUCCAAUCACGACUCCCGGCCGAAUCUCCCCUUCCCUUAGAGCCUCAGGAGGUGGAUAACGCGGAGGAGGAAGAGGACCAGUACAGCACGGGUUCUGCUGUGUAAGUGGCUCUGCUAUGGGGCGGGCAGAGCCACCUCUUCUUACCUGAAAUGGACCUCCCAGUUGUAUUGUUGUGCAACUUCCAAACCUAAAAGCAAAUGAAGCUGGCUGUAUAGAUGAAACCAGAAACAAAAAAGAAAGCAUAUGAUGUUCCAGUGGCCCGGCCUGUUCUGUAAUAUCCGACAAUCUCUUUGGACUAACUCGGAAAAAAGAGAGAAAGAAAGCUAGAGAGAAAGAGAGAGAGAGAGAGAGCGCUCUAGAUGCUUGAGGUUACAGUUCAAAAAGGACAGACAAGGCCCAUGUGACACGGGCGCCCAAGUCCAGUCUUCUCUACGAGAGAAGACGAGAGGGCCCAAAGAGCCGGGGCUGGCCCAGUGAUCAGAGCUGUGUGGCUUCACAGCUGAACAUCCUUGGCUUCUACAUCCACGCCACGCCAAGGGAACCUAUAAUCCCCAGAGAUGACUCUCCAGUCUCAAAAGAGCCCCACGUGGAGAUGGUUUUUUUCUUUUUUAUUCCAGCCAUGAUGCUAGCAGUCUGGGCUCAGAAGAUGCCGUGGCUUUUGUCUCUACGCAUCAUUCAUACUUACACGUUCUUUGGUCCUUCAGACUCCACAACCAGAUCCUGAGUAGUUAAGGACUGCUUUGGACUCUUUCAUCUGCAGAGCACGAGUUCACUCUGUCUCAGUGCUGCUUGGACACCACAAUAAUUCAUAAAGCAUUGCUUUGUAUUCUCUGCAGUUGGGGCUUGCUGCUUAUGGGGAAAAAAAAGAAAAAAUAAUUGCUUUAGUUGUUUUUGUUUUUGUUUUGUUUAUGGAAACUGAACAAAAUCAAGUUGUUUAUAUGAGCAGCGUGUGUAAAAAUGAUGAUUUUUUUUUCUAUCGAGACAGAAAUCUGUAUACAUUUGCAUAGUUCUGUAAAUUAGCACAUUGUGUAAAGUUGAAGCUCAUGAGAUGAUGGGGAUAAAACAGCGUGUGCUGCUUUAGCUGCGGAUGCACUCCCGAAAUGUCUGGCAUUGGAGUUCUGUUAUUACACAUACCAUCUUACUAACUGGCACGACUUGUGUGUGUGUAUGUAUACGUCUGAAUGUGUGUUUGUCUCUCGUUUGAAGAGGACAACAUAUUUCUCAAUGAACUCUGUGUGUGUGUAUGUGUGUGUGUGUUUUUUGUAACUACCAAAGACUUGGCUCACACUCACAGGACAAACAGGACCAUGUGUUUCUAUCCACAGGGAGAAGUUUUGUCAGCAAACUUUUUUUUUGUUUUUGUUUUUUUGUUUUUGAAAACAUAGGUAUUGUUGCUUCAUUGUGUCCAUUUGACAGGCGUUUUUAUUUCAGUGUAUGGAUACAAAAUGCACAUUGCAAUAAACCUUAUGUUUACACUAAACCA
Molecule: messenger RNA, 2515 nt
Organism: Chanos chanos (milkfish)
Lineage: Eukaryota; Metazoa; Chordata; Actinopteri; Gonorynchiformes; Chanidae
Gene: tsc22d3
Product: TSC22 domain family, member 3
Exons: 3
Coding region: 519-1136 (205 amino acids)
Biological process (GO): negative regulation of activation-induced cell death of T cells; regulation of transcription by RNA polymerase II
Source: RefSeq, a predicted model, not a curated record